AUGGUGCCCCCCGCGGUGGCGGAGCUCGGGCGUCAGCGUCGCUGGACCGGGGCGACCGGAGGCUGGCUCCGGAUCACGUUGAUGUCGUUUCUUGCCACUUUACCCGUGGAGCAAUUGCGCGCCUUCCCGUCUUCGCUCAGCGACUGCCAGACGCCCACCGGCUGGAACUGCUCGGGUUUUGAUGACCGAGACACGGACCUGUUUUUGUGUGAUACCAACACAUGCAAGUUUGACGGCGAGUGCCUAAGAAUUGGGAACAUGGUGACUUGCAUUUGUGACUUUAAGUGCAACAACGACUAUGCUCCAGUUUGCGGCUCCAACAAUCAAAACUACCAGAAUGAGUGUUUUCUGCGUAGAGACGCUUGCAAACAGCAGUCAGAAGUACUUAUUCUGUCAGAGGGCGCCUGUCCCAUGGAUGCGGGUUCGGGAUCAGGAGAUGACGGUGGAGAGGGCUCAGCAGAAGCGGGUCAGAAGGAAACAUCCACUUGCGACAUUUGCCAGUUUGGUGCCGAGUGUGACGUGGACGCAGAGGAUGUUUGGUGUGUUUGCAACAUCGACUGUUCCCACAUUAGCUUCAACCCAGUGUGCGCCUCGGACGGCCGUUCCUAUGACAACCCCUGCCAGGUGAAGGAAGCAUCCUGUCAGAAGCAGGAACGUAUCGAGGUCAAGCACCUGGGACACUGCCAAGAUGGGAACAAAGGCAGAGAUGGACAUUUCUCACCCACUGACAUAACUGGAAACGGACAGGCAGAUGGCCUGUACACCCCCUGUCCAGAUCUCUACAAGAAUUAUUGCGUACAUGGAGAGUGUCAGUUCCCCAGCAUACCUGCCCAGCCCUCAUGCAGUUGCCACUCAGGUUUCAGCGGACCCCAGUGCGACACCAAAGAGUACAACGUGCUCUACGUGGUCCCGGGCUCUGGCAAACUGCACUACGUUCUCAUCGCUUCCGUCAUCGGAGCACUGCAGGUGGUCAUCAUCUGCGUGGUGGUGCUCUGCAUUACGAGAAAGUGCCCUCGCUCCAACAGGAUCAACCGGCAGAAGCAAAACAAUGUCCACUUCAGUUCGGAGAACACCAUGCGCGCCUCAACCCGACUUAUCUGA
Messenger RNA from Nerophis lumbriciformis (worm pipefish), 1101 nucleotides. The record is from RefSeq and is a predicted model, not a curated record. NCBI's taxonomy places the organism in Eukaryota, Metazoa, Chordata, Actinopteri, Syngnathiformes, Syngnathidae.